This is a messenger RNA of Stereum hirsutum FP-91666 SS1, 1677 nucleotides long. RefSeq names its product alpha/beta-hydrolase. Lineage: Eukaryota; Fungi; Basidiomycota; Agaricomycetes; Russulales; Stereaceae. The transcript is spliced from 5 exons. The coding region runs from base 1 to 1677 and encodes 558 amino acids. The record is from RefSeq and is a predicted model, not a curated record.
AUGGGAAAUAACAUCUCGUACUCCGUCACCCCCACGACUCUUGACCUCGGCUCUCAAGGCUCUCUCAACGGUCUCAGCUACGACAAUAAAGUCAAACGCUUCCUUAAUAUCCCUUUCGCCCUACCGCCAACUGGUCCUUACCGCUGGCGUAAACCGCGUCCUCUCCCCUCCGAUUUCCACUAUGGUGAUGCUCGUGACUGUACGAAGUUCGGGCCUCUAGCACCGCAGCCUGGGAAGUAUACGAGUCUGGGUAACAGCGAUGAACCGGAGGAGGAGAAGUUGAAGUACGAUGAGGACUGUUUGACCUUGAAUGUAUGGAUGCCGGCGGGCGAACCACCACAGGGUGGAUGGCCUGUGGUGCUGUGGUACCACGGCGGCUGGAUGCAAGUAGGAGAUGCCUCCGUCGACCCCAACAUGGAUCCUACCGAGCUCAUCUCCUCCACCGGCGCCGCGCUCCAAUGUGUCUUCAUCGCCUCAGCCUAUCGCCUCUCCGCCCUCGGCUUUCUCGCAUCCUCCGAACUCGCUGCCGAGGCUGUGUCUCUUGGCGAAGAGAACUUCUGGGGCAACUACGGCCUAUGGGACCAGAGGCUAGCUCUGGACUGGGUGCACGAGAAUGUCGGGAAGUGGUUCGGCGGGAAUACGAGGGAGAAGUUGACGUUGGCGGGACGAAGUGCGGGAGCGUAUAGCGUGCAUGCGCAGGUCUGCCAUGAGUUUUUCAUGAGGAAGGACGAGCAGAAGGAGGACGCACCGAUGUUUAACCGGUUGAUCAUGUACUCCAAUGCUAUCCCCACUUCUCCGAAGUCCCUCUCCGACGUCCAACCGCAGUUCGAGGAGCUUCUCACCGCUUGCUCCAUUCCCCUCUCCCUCUCCGGUCCCGAGAAACUUGCCCGGCUCCGAUCGAUACCCGCACGCGAACUCACCAGCAAAGUCAUGGGACUGAAGAUGCAUACCUUUCGACCGGUGCUGGACGGCGCGUUCUUCCCAACGGAUCUGUUUGAUAGGUUCAAGAAUGGAGACUUUGCGAAGGAGUUCGAGAGGAGACGGUUGGAGUUGUUGAUUGGUGAAGUUCGCGACGAGGAAACUAUUUACCGUCAAACGAACCCACCGGACUCUCUGGAGACCCUACAUCUUCAAGUCUCGAACUACUACCCGUCGCACGUAACGGACAAGCUCAUCGACGCUUACCUCACGCGCAAGGUUCACCUUCCGUACGCACACCCAGACCCAGACCCGAAUAUCGACGCAUGGAAGAAGGUGUAUGGGGAUAUUAUUUCCGAUGGUCAAGUUCGUGCCCCCUCCCGCCUCCUAAUUGACCAACUCCGCAACGCAAACGUCCCUCUUUCCCGCGUCCACCGCUACCUCAUCUCCUACCGCCCCUCUUUCAUGGAUCGCGUCGCCCCCGUCACCCUAGGCGUCGGCCACGCUUUCGACAAGCCCAUCUGGAAUUUCUCGAUCAUGCACGGGCCGACGGACGAAGAGGAGAAGGCGAUGAGGGCUUGGAUCGCUGACCUGAGGGAGUUUGUGAAUCGGGGAUUGAGUGAAGAGACGGGUGGAAAGGGAUAUGGGACGAAGGAGUGGGAGGAGUAUAAGGUUUUGGCGGAGGAUGGGAAGAUCGAGGUGAGGAAGGAUGCGAAAUGGGCUUAUUUGUUGGAGGUCGGGGAGAUUAUGGCGGUCUAG